This is a messenger RNA of Fraxinus pennsylvanica, 792 nucleotides long. Lineage: Eukaryota; Viridiplantae; Streptophyta; Magnoliopsida; Lamiales; Oleaceae. The record is from the annotation of a GenBank genome assembly.
AUGAACUGGGAAAUGGAACCCUUAUCUCCUGCAUCAUAUUUGAUUUCCUCAAAUUGGUUUUUUGAGGAGAACAAGGGGACAAAAUGGACACCUGAAGAGAACAAGAGGUUUGAGGAAGCUCUUGCAUUAUUCGACGAGGAUACUCCGGAUCGAUGGGACAAUGUUGCAGCUAUGAUCCCUGGAAAGACUGCAAGUGAUGUGAUCAAACAGUACAUUGAAUUGGUAGAUGAUGUUAGUGAUAUAGAAGCAGGGCUAUAUCCAACACCAGGAGGGAAGAGGAAUUCAUCGGCUCGUUCUUCUGAUCAUGAAAGGAGAAAGGGAGUUCCAUGGACUGAGGAAGAACACAGGCAAUUUCUGUUGGGGCUCAAAAAGUAUGGAAAAGGAGACUGGAGAAAUAUCUCUCGGAAUUUCGUAACGACAAGGACUCCGACUCAAGUUGCCAGUCAUGCUCAGAAAUACUUUAUCAGGCAACUUUCUGGAGGGAAAAAUAAAAGAAGGUCCAGUAUACAUGAUAUCACUACUGUCAAUCAUACAGAGACUGAAUGGACCUUACCAGAAAAAGAUGGGCCUCAUUCACCACAGAAACAGAAUUCAAGUAUGAAUGCCAAGAUCAAAGUAGAACAUGAUUCUAAUUUGCCUAAUCAAGGAUUCAAUCUGCCAAAUUGCAGCUUAAUCAGGACGCAUCUCAGAGGGACUGCUCCAUUUGGAUUAAAUCUGCACGAUCUACAUAUGCAGAGUGUUACAUCGAAUGGACUCGAGUUAGGACAUCCCAGUGCAAUUUUUCAGAUGUAG